UCAAAAACCCUAGAUUUCUUAUUUCUGUAAGUCCUACUCGAUGCUUUUGUCCUCCAAUCUCUUCGAAUUCACAUCGUGGACAGCUUCCUUCAGCUAUCCCGCCAUCAUCUGCUUCGCAUCUACGCCGUCGAAAACCCCCUAUUGGGAAAGCUGAGAGUUUCUGAUCGUUAUUUGGGUGGAGAAUGGCUACAACAACAAGCGCCGUUUACAUCCACGUCGUCGAAGACGUCAUCGACAAGGUCAGGAAUGAUUUUACUGAGGGCGGCCCCGGAGAGAGUGUUCUCAAUGAACUCCAAGCGCUCUGGGAAAUGAAAAUGAUGCAAUGCGGUGUUAUAAUGGGUCCAAUAGAGAGGUCCUCCGGACAAAAACAGGCCGCUGGUGGUCCAAUCACACCUGUUCACGAUCUUAAUGUUCCCUACGAGGGCACGGAGGAGUACGAAACCCCUACAGCGGAUAUGCUCUUCCCACCUACGCCUCUACAGGCCCUCACACCUCUACCCACUCCCAUUCAGACUCCCUUACCGGGAACGGUGGACAACUCUAUGUAUCAACUUCCUUCCGGACCAAACGAUUUUCCUACUGUGCACGAUUCUGCAGGCGGCACUGAGACCAAACCUGGAAGACCUAGUCCGUACAUGCAACCACCCUCUCCUUGGAUGAAUCAAAGACCUCUUGGUGUCGACGUUAAUGUUGCUUAUGUUGAAGGACGGGAUGAAGUGGACAGAGGAGCUUCUAAUCAACCUGCAACACAGGAUUUUUUUGUAUCUUCUGGAAAGCGGAAAAGAGAGGAUUUUGCACCACAUUUUCAUACAGCAGGCGGAUACAUACCACAGCAAGACGGAGCUGGAGAUGUGACGGUGGGGUACUUUGAAGCGGAGGUGAACGAAGUUGGAAAUUUACAAGAUAGGUGCAAUGGAGUUACCAGAAACGAUAAAUUAUUACUGGCUCAAGUUGUGAGGGCUUCUCCAAGGAUACCUCAGCAGGAUGGGCCCAUUCCCGACGCUUAUGAUGAGAUAGUUUCCACACCAAAUAUGUAUCCUUACCAAGGAGUUGCAAGUGAAGACUACAAUGCAGUGAAUACACCAGCUGGCCAUGAUCUACAAGUGGGCACACCCAUUGUUGGCACACAAAAUGAAGUUGUGGAGGCUGAUGUCGAUGAUGAUGAACCCCUGAAUGAAAAUGAUGAUGAUGAUGUAGAUGAUGAUGUGGAUGAAGGAGACGAGCCGAAUACACAGCAUCUGGUUUUGGCACAGUUUGACAAGGUGACCCGAACAAAAAGCAGAUGGAAAUGCACACUCAAGGAUGGUAUUAUGCACAUAAACAACAAGGACGUUCUCUUCACUAAGGCUACUGGGGAAUUUGACUUUUGAUAGCGUUGGGCACAGAAGACCCAGUACACUUUCUUCACUGACAGGGAUUGGGUUGUUGCCGAAAGAGUACAUUUAGAGAGGAGGGGGGGGAGAGGUCUAUCUACGUCCCUUCGGUUCUUUCUGUUCAAUUCAUCGAGGGUAGAGAUGGCUUGAGGGAAUGAUUUGGCACAUGCAAGAGAUGUGCAGGUUGGAUGAAUGGAUGUACAUGUAGGUAGAGCUUUUUUUCUGCCAUCCAUAUGAGAACUGCUCUUGGCAUUAUUAUUAGUUUAUUACUUACUGUGAAAUUUGUAAUUCCAUCCGCUUUGUAUAUUCAGAUUGUUAGGUUAAAUUCUGACAAAAUGUAUUGUUUGUUUUC
Molecule: messenger RNA, 1725 nt
Organism: Telopea speciosissima
Lineage: Eukaryota; Viridiplantae; Streptophyta; Magnoliopsida; Proteales; Proteaceae
Product: transcription initiation factor IIA large subunit-like
Exons: 12
Coding region: 183-1370 (395 amino acids)
Biological process (GO): transcription by RNA polymerase II; transcription initiation at RNA polymerase II promoter
Cellular component (GO): transcription factor TFIIA complex
Source: RefSeq, a predicted model, not a curated record